AUGAGUUCAUUCAAUAAUCCAUUUUCACAAUCGCAGAACAAUCGAACGAUCGGGGAGUUGGAUGAAAACCAUAUGCGAGAUGGUGGCCGACGUAAAUACUCUAUUUCGGAAGUAUUAGCUCAAUCAGUGAGUAGUCAAGGUGGGACGUUUGAAUUUGGGGGUCGAAGUUACGUUGGAGGAAAUACAGGUAUGACAAAUCGUGCCAGCAUGAAUACGAUGUUUUCACCAGCAGUGCAUUCUGGGAUUCUGAUCCAUGAACAAACGGCCAAUUUGGCCAGUAUUGGGGUCACCGAUGAUGCAGAAGAUUCGAAAAUGGGUAAUAAAAAUUCGUUUGCUGAAAAUCUGGUUAGUGAGGUAAUGAGUUCAGAAAAUGAAGGAGAUUACAUGAGUUCGUCUCCGCCAAUUCCUAUCUUAGGUUCAACGCCAGGAAAUGCAAGACAAUUUCUGGGAAGAAUAUAUAAUGAGCCAGAAGGCGCAACGGAUGUCGAACCGUUGUUGAUUAAUACGUCGAAGAAAUUAUACACCGAUGAAUAUGCUUCGAGUGCGAAUAACGUCGAGCCCAAUGACUUGGAAAUAGGUGAUAUCAGUUAUAAACCUGUAGGGGAACAAGAGCUGACUCAAGAACCAAGUAAGCUUCAUAAAUUGGUCAUACAACCUCUUAAUUAUAUUCCUGCCGUAUUCCUUGGUACACUUUUAAAUAUAUUGGAUGGUUUAUCUUAUGGUAUGAUUAUGUUCCCUAUAAGUGAGUCCAUUUUUGCCUCGUUAGCACCAGCAGGGUUAUCUAUGUUCUAUGUCUCGUGCAUUGUCUCCCAAUUGAUAUUUUCUUUAGGUGGAUCUGCGUUUAGGGCUGGUAUUGGUUCAGAAAUGAUAGAAGUCACUCCAUUCUUUCACGUUAUGGCAUUAUCUAUAUUAGAGCAAAUCGGCUCUCCUGAAGAAAAUAAGGAUGCGAUUAUAUCUACAACUAUUGUGACUUAUGCAAUUCUGUCUAUACUCACAGGAUUAGUCUUCUUUUUAUUAGGUAAAUUAAAAUUGGGAUCUCUAGUGGGGUUUUUUCCGAGACAUAUUUUAGUAGGUUGCAUUGGUGGUGUUGGUUACUUCUUAGUUGUUACCGGUAUUGAAGUCUCUUCCAGAUUAGAAGGUGGUAUUUACUACAACGCACCUACAUUCUUCUACUUAUUCAAUAACUACAUCACUUUGUUGGAGUGGGUUAUUCCUUUAAUUUUAGCUUUGAUUUUAAUUGUUAUGCAAACUAAGUUUCAUAAUAGUUUAUUAGUCCCCUUAUUCUUUAUUGGGGUUUUCGUCAUGUUUCAUUUCUUAGUAUUCGCUAUUCCUGGGUGGAGUUUAGACUCAGCAAGACAAUAUGGUUGGGUUUUCCCUGAGGUUGAGGCAAAUGAGCCUUGGUAUAGUUUUUACGAUUUAUAUGAUUUCAGUUUAGUCCAUUGGUGGUGUAUAGCUAAACAAGUACCUACCAUGUUGGCGUUAACCUUUUUCGGGAUUUUGCAUAUUCCUAUUAACGUACCUGCAUUAGCUGCCACUAUAAAAAUGGACCAAAUUGAUGUUGAUAGAGAAUUGGUUGCUCAUGGGUAUUCAAAUGUAUUAUCUGGAUUAUUAGGCUCAAUUCAAAACUAUUUGGUUUACACUAAUUCCGUUUUAUUUAUAAGAGCAGGUGCGGAUGCAAGGUUGGCAGGUGUUUUGCUUGCAAUUGCUACUGGAGCAGUUAUGGUCGUUGGCCCUGUCUUGAUUGGAUAUAUCCCUGUUUGUGUUGUUGGUGCUUUGAUUUAUCUUUUGGGUUAUGAAUUAUUAAAGGAGGCAUUAUAUGAUACAUGGGGUAAGUUAAGAAGGCUUGAAUAUUCUACCAUUCUUAUCAUUGUCGUUGUUAUGGGAGCCUGGGAUUUUGUAUAUGGAGUCCUUGCGGGUAUCUUGUUAGCAUGUUUGUUAUUCGUCAUCGAGGCUGCUAGAAGACCUGUUGUGAGAGGAAUUUAUACUGGAGUAGUAGCCAGGUCUACUGUUCUCAGGCAUCCUAAGCAACAAGAGUUUUUAAAAGAUGUUGGGGAUCAAAUUUGUGUUCUCAAGUUGCAAGGUACUGUUUUCUUUGGAUCUAUUGGGGGAGUUGAGGAUGUUAUUCGUUUAAGACUUGAAGAUGACAAGUUUAAGGAAAACCCAAUAAAAUUUCUUAUCUUAGAUAUGAAAGGAGUUGAUUCUGUUGACUUCUCUGCUGCUGAGGGAUUUAGAAGGAUGUUAAAUUUGUCAAAUGAAUAUGAUGUUCAGUUGAUUAUUUCAUCUGUUACCGAUGAGGAUGAUAUAGUAAAAGCGUUGAGAGAUGCCGGUUUAUGGGAUACCGAAAAUAACCUUGAUAUUCAACUUUUCAGUACAUUGAAUUAUGCAUUAGAAUGGUGUGAGAAUUGCUUCUUGUCCACAUACAAAUUGAUUAGGAGGAAGCAAAAACACACCCCAAUUAGCAAAGCUAUAGGCACAAAUUUUAAUUCAAUUGGCUCUAUGGGGACUCCAGAUACAGAUAAAUUGUUAUCAAAUCACUCAAUGGAUAUGAAAUACGCUACUCCUCGGACUACGCAAGUAUACAAGGCUGCUGAACGAACUGUUAAUUACGAACAAGGCAUUCAAAAUCGCUUAUCGGUCACCAAUGAUUCGCUAAGAAGGAAACCGUUACCAUUAAUUAUGAUCACAUUUGCUGGAUUAUCCGACAAGAACGAUAAAUUUUGGUCAAAAUUAACACCCUAUUUUAUCAAAGAGCAAAUCCCUGAAGACUACACGUUUUACGAUACGUCUAAAGACCGUCCGGCAUUUUUCAUAGUGGAAUCUGGGUUGAUUAGAUCCGUUUGCAAAUUCGAAAGUGACGGUCGUGAGUUGCGUUCUAGUAUUCUACCAAUGACUGCUUUUGGUGAUUUAUAUGACAAAGGCUCGAAUUACAGAGAUAUGGUUUACACUACAGUCAACGACACUUUAACAUGGAAACUUUCUGAGAGUAAACUUAACGAGCUAUUGAAAACUCCAGACGGAUACGCCGUAUACAAUGAACUAUUAAAGAUUCAAGCAAAAUUAGUAAGAGAAAGGUUUGAUACUAUGACCGCAAAUCUAGUCAUCUCAGCAUGA
This is a messenger RNA of Debaryomyces fabryi, 3111 nucleotides long. RefSeq lists its product as uncharacterized. NCBI's taxonomy places the organism in Eukaryota, Fungi, Ascomycota, Pichiomycetes, Serinales, Debaryomycetaceae. Gene Ontology annotation, cellular component: membrane. Bases 1 to 3111 code for a protein of 1036 amino acids. The transcript has a single exon. The record is from RefSeq and is a predicted model, not a curated record.